CUUUUCCUUUUCUGUCCUUUUUAUAAACAGUUAUUAUGAUUCUAAAAUGUACUAAAAUAUCUUAACAAGUUUAUCAGUAUAAAUAUAUUUUCACUAUCAUUCAUGUUUUACAGCUUUAGUGACAAAGAACAAACCAAAACUCUUUCACAGACACUAUCUUGACAUCACCAGCAGUUAUUCAUUAGCAAUUUCACUAGCUUUAAUAUCAUUCAAGUUCACUAGGUAAAGUAAGUAUUGUUUAGCCUGAGUGAUCUAUUUUUUUUCCUGAUAAUUACAAUUUAAAUGUCAGAAUUUAGCUGUUCUUGUAGAGAAAACAAAGUAUUUUUUCCCAUAUCUGAAAGAAAGAUGUGAUGCAGUACCCAAUAAUGUUUUAAAUGAAGGCAAAAAUAAAUUUUGAACUUGUAGUCCUUGAAGAUGAAAUCUACACUGCUUUGCGUGAAGAACCAGCAAUACUCCAGAGAUGCUUUUGGAUCCAUAGAAAGUUCGUCUAUCAAUCAAAUUCAGAAACUUUGUUAAUAACCAGUCCAUUACGUCUUCAAAGAAAAGAAAUAUCAUUCAUGGACAGCAGUAAUGAUGAUGAUAGACAUUUCUCCAAACUGAAAAUGUGGCUUGAAAAUAGGUUACACAUUUCACAGAGACUAAUUUGUUCUGUGCACUGGAAUGAAGGACUUGUAAAACCUAAAGAAUCCUCUGAACAUGCCAAAUAUAUCAACAAUGUUUGCCAGAAAGUAAAAGAAAUAGUUGGAGAUAUGAUUGAUAAAAUCAUUAAGAAAGAUCUUGAAGAGGGAUUCAGUGAAUAUUAUAGAGGUAUUGAAAAUUCCCUUUAUGCUGAACUGUGUGAACAAACAAAAAGUUGUCGGCUUCAUCAGCAGUAUGUCAGUGGAUGCCAGGCACUUCUAAGUGCUAUCCACAAGUACUUAACUUCCAAUUCCUGCCACCCAUUAAUUAUUUAUGGAGAGUCAGGUUGUGGCAAGACUUCACUGCUAGCUAAGACUGUUGCUCUUUGCCCCAUUUGGGUUCCUGAUUUGGCUGUGGUCUUCAGGAUGGUUGGAACCUCUCCAGACUCAAGAACAGUUGAAAGACUGUUGAUCAGUAUCUGUAAACAAUGUUGCAUCUUAUAUGAUGAACCAACCUUUCUAGCAAUAAAGAGCUUACAUGAAGCAGAAACUGUCCUGAAUUUUUUGCUCACCAGAGUUCAUUCAACUAGGCCCUUGCUCAUCAUCAUAGAUGGUAUAGACCAGGUGUCAAGCUACAGUUCUAGAGACAUCCAUUGGAUUCCUUUGGAACUACCACAACAUGUCAAAAUGAUCUUGAGUUUUCAAAGUGGAAGUGAAGAAUUUGAAAAAUUAAAGAAGAUAUUCAAUGAAGAAGCUUACAUCGAAGUUCCUAAUUUGACACCAGAAGAGUGUCUUGCUAUUAUUGAAGAUGUUUUAAAACAAAAUAACCAAAGAAUUACUGAAGUACAGCACUCUUUAGUUUGGUUGUGCUGUCAGAAUUCUCCUUCUAUCUGUUAUGUUCAAUUGCUUGCAUAUAUGAGUCUCUACUGGCACAGUAUCAAAGGUCUUAGUGAGCUCAAGGUCAAACGAACAACUGAAGGGCUUAUGUUCCAGCUACUUACCAUUUUGGGUGGGCAUGUUGGAGAUGGAGUUGUGACUUUUAUCUUAGGACUGUUAGUCGCUACCAAGCAGGGAAUUUCAGAUGCUGAGAUUCUGGAUAUUUUAUCAUGUGAAGACUUAGUGUUACAGAGAGUUUAUUCUCAUGAAUGUUCUUAUAUAAGACGGUUUCCAUGUCUAUUGUGGGCUUAUAUUAAGCGUCAUCUAUCUGUGUUUGUAAAGUAUGCAGUAACAGAUGGUAGGAGCUUGCUUAUCUGGAGGAAUGAAAACUUCCGCGGAUUGUGUGAAAGAUAUUUACACAAAGAAGGCUGCAACUUACCAACACAUGCUUUAGUUGACUACUUUGAAGGUCGGUGGGCAGGAAGUAAAAAAAAGCCAUACCCUUCACCCAAAGAGGGCACUGAGAUUUUGAAGGAUAGGUAUGUCUUAGUCCAGCCACUUUACUAUGGUUCUUUUCCAAACCGACGAAAAUUUAUUGAACUACCUUACUAUUAUUUACAUUCUUUAAGUGAUAGUUGCUUCAGAGAGAAAUUCAUUCUAAAUUCUGAAUGGUUACAGCAAAAAAUUCAAGCCCUUGGCCCACUUGAAGUCCUAGAAGACAUGACAAUGUACCAGUGUAUCAAACGUGAAGAUGAAGAAAUAUCAUUGCUCAGAGAAGUCAUUCAGCUAUCAAGUUAUGCUCUUCUUUAUGAUGGAUCACAGAUUUUCACCCAGUUGUACACAAGAUUUUUUACAUUAUUCAGUAAUAAUGAAGUUAACAAUAAACAGUUUCCAUUCCUGAAGUUGAUGUUUGAAAGAGCACGGUGGGCACCUACUCCAAGUCUUCUACCUGUUAUACCUUGUCUGCAAACUCCAAAAACAUCUUGCAUAACAAAUCCCUCACUUGAAGUACAUGUGACUCUUGUAUCUAACCUUUAUCGCUUGAAACAAAACUGGGGUUACAUGAUCUCGCUUUCAGAAGAUCACAGUGAAAUUAUCUUGUGGAAUAUCUAUAAUCAGGAAGUUGCAAAAGUAGUACACUCAGCAUCCAGACCCAAAGAACUUAAGAUGAUUGAUGAUCAUCGUGCCUUGGUUCUUUGUGAUUCCACUCUUUUAAUUUAUGACAUUGAUGAAGGCCUGUGUGAGCCUAAAUUCAAGGUCUCUGGAUAUACCAGUCAUUGCUUUGGAUAUUAUGGAAAUUACAUUGUUAUAUUUUCAGAAAAGAAUACAUGCAUCAGAUUUCUAAAUAUCAAAACUGGUGAAGAGAAAGACACUCUUAAACCUGAUGAUUAUGGAAAUUGGGUUAUGAAUAAACUGGUGGUGACAAGUAAUGGUCAGUUAUGUGUAUGGAGAACUAGUAUCCAGAAUCAGUCCUCUAUCUUAGUUUGGGAACUAAAGAAUAAGAAGUUGUUAUAUGAUCUGCACAUUUCAACAUAUGUCUUUAUACCACAGCUGUCUAAAGAAACUAAUGAUGGCUACUUGCUAGUGUCAGCAUGUCAGGCACUCUGCAAAGAUAGUUCACACAUCCUCAUACUGUAUGAUCUUCAGACUGGUCAUAUCAAGAACCAGUGGCAUGCCUGCACAGAGGUCACUGCUGUUGCUGUCUACUCAGAGUUGGACUGUGUGUUGAGUGGAUUAUCAAACACAUUGAUUGUGGUUUGGGAAAUGACAACAACACAGAAAAGAUUCAUUUUGAGAGGACACAGUUCUCCUGUUGAUCAUAUUCAACUUUCAGUAUCAUCUGGUUUUUGUGUGACCUGGGACUCGAAGGGUUAUGAUCGCAGUCUUAGACUGUGGGAUCUAAAAAAGGGAGAAUGUUUAUCUACAUUCACACCAGAUGAGCUUAUCGUGUGCUGUGAACUGUCUCUAGAUGGGAAGGCAGUUGUUAUAGGGCUUGAAGGAAAACCUGGAAUCACAACCCUAAUUCUAUGCCAUAAUAGUACAGUACAAAAUGAACAAGCCUCUAGACUUAGAGUAUGGAAACCAAGGACAAAAUAAAACUUUUUAGCAGUCCAUUUAUUAAAUCUAAUGGUUAUGUACUUUUUUAGGUUUUAAAAUAUUUGACAUUUUUUUCUUGUAAUUAACCAAAAACUUGAAACUCUGGAGAUCAUGGUUUGUAUAGUUUACAGAA
Molecule: messenger RNA, 3723 nt
Organism: Limulus polyphemus (Atlantic horseshoe crab)
Lineage: Eukaryota; Metazoa; Arthropoda; Merostomata; Xiphosura; Limulidae
Product: NACHT domain- and WD repeat-containing protein 1-like
Exons: 8
Coding region: 375-3590 (1071 amino acids)
Molecular function (GO): ATP hydrolysis activity; protein binding
Source: RefSeq, a predicted model, not a curated record